Molecule: messenger RNA, 1374 nt
Organism: Lactuca sativa (garden lettuce)
Lineage: Eukaryota; Viridiplantae; Streptophyta; Magnoliopsida; Asterales; Asteraceae
Product: FCS-Like Zinc finger 8
Source: RefSeq, a predicted model, not a curated record
CUUUUCCUUAGCUCUCUUUUUAAAAAGCCUUCAAACUCCAAAACCAUUUCAGUUCUCACCUAAACAAAACCAUCUUUCUCUCCCUCAAUCUCGAGAAAUGUUCAUCAUAGCGAUGUCUCCAAAGAAGAGUAUCGUUUAGAUCAAACUCACAAAGUUUUUCCCUAACUUCAUUGAUCAUACUCCCAAAUUUCUUGAUCGAAUGGGUAGAUUAAAUCACAAAAAAUCCAAUCUAAAUUUCGUCACAAACACUUGGGUUUUAAUCCGUAUCACUUCUUGUUUUUCUUGAAAUCGCCAUGGAAGUUACUGAAAUCUUUCUUUCUUUUUUUCAAUUUUAAUUUUGAUUCCUAGAUCUUGGACGAGUCGAUCAUGGCGGAUCAAAGACCCAUUUCUUCUUUCCUUCCUUCACCACGGUUCUUUAAUGGCUUCUUCUCCCCCAAAACCCUGCAAGACUCACAACCAUCACCCACUUCGAUUCUCGACGCCAAUAAAAAUUCUGUCAACAACCCAUUUGAAAACAACAAAAACCGAAUCAAACCCAUGAAAAUCUUCGAGGAAAUCAAAAACCCAUCUGAGAAAUUCGAUCAUGAAGGUAUUGCGUUAGCACUAAUUGAUGAACAACCCAGUGAAACCAUUUGUAAACCCAAUACUAUUAGUCGGAAAGUUUUGUUCGCAUCAAAUCUCAAGAUUCAGAUUCCUGAUUCUCCCGGCGAUUACGGGAUCAAGACACGUAGCUCUCAGUUUUCCGGUACACCUGCCCCAACGCCGACGGGGUUCGGGUCCCCCCGAGGAUUUACUCGUCAGCUUUCUUUGAGGGAAAUGGAGCUUUCAGAGGAGUAUACCCGAGUGAUUUCUCAUGGCCCGAACCCAAAAACGACCCAUAUUUAUGAUAAUUGUGUUGUGGAGAGUUGUGGGGUAAUCGGGUCGACCCAUUUGAAGAAGCCUGGUCCGAAACCGCCAUGUGAGAGUUUUUUAAGCCUUUGUCAUACCUGCAAAAAGAAUCUUGAAGAAGACGCUGAUAUCUAUAUUUACAGGGGUGAGAAGGCUUUUUGUAGUGAAGAAUGUAGAUGCCAAGAAAUGGUUUUGGAUGGGUUGUUGAUGAACUCAUAAUAAUUAUUAUUGAAUGACUAUUUUGUCUUUUUUCUUGUAUUGUGUUGAAGUCCUAAUAGGGACUUAUAUUGAGGAGAUGGUGGGGAUUUUAAUAUGUUUGGUAUGAUUUGAUUGGAUUGGAUUGUAAUGUUUAGCAAGAAGGGUGGAUGCUUAUUGGGUGUUUUUUUGUUUUUGAUAUUUAAUUUUAGUUUUUUGUUUUACCAUUCCACUAUCCUUGUAAUUAUUUUGUAGACAAAGAAAAGGAAAAGGAGUUUGGUGAUGAUGUUA